AUGUGUUCACGGGGAAUAUCUAUCUUUGGCAACGCCUGCAUGCUCAGUAUAUAUAGCCUACUCGGGCGGCGUUUGCAUGAGAGUGGUUGAAAACGGUUGUAAGACGAAGUUGCCUCUUCCGCAGUAUCAAGCAAUCCCUUGCAAAAACAAAGAUGACGGACCAACGAUUCCCAACCGCUGUCAAGCUUAUUGGGGUUAUGGAAAAGAAUACGAGCAAGGUGUUCAUGACCUCUGUGCUUUGGUCAGAUCAUAGCGAAAUCAUUGUUUACAGAUCAUUUCAGGAGUUCAAGAAACUUCAUAAGCAACUGAAAAAGCUGUUUUCCUUGAAAAACCCAUUUCACACAUCAGAGAGAGUGAUUCCAAGGUUCAGAGCAAGGAACACAAAGACUUCUCAGAGGAAGGACUCCAGCAAAUCAUUGCGUCGCCUGUCUCUCCUGGAAAAUUACUGCACAGAGCUGCUGAAAUGUGAGCCCAGCGUCACACAGAGCUCUGAGCUGAUCCAGUUCUUCCUGCCACAGCAUCAGGACCUGCAGCCAGAGUUCGUAAAGAACAGCAUUGUGAUUCUGCACUUGGAGGACAUUGCAGACAGCAAUGAUAGAGGAAUGGAUACUAUUGGCGGCAAGCGAUUCAGCAUGGGCAAUGUGACACGGCCCUAUGUGCCUGAAACAUACCGUUGUGUGGCCCCAUAUGAGACAAGGGACACCAAGAACAGGCCCUUCAAAGUGGCUGUGGAUGAGACGGUGGAUGUACUCAUCAAAGACAAAGCAGGUUGGUGGCUGGUGGAGAAUGAUGGCAAAUGCCUGGCCUGGUUCCCAGCACCUUACUUGGUUAAGUGUGAGGAUGGGGAUGAAGAAGAUGACUAUGACGAUGGGACACCUGCAGCAGGUUUACUAUACAAUGCAGUCAGGAACUAUACAUCUAAAAAUGAGGACGAGGUCACUAUGCACAUUGGCUCUGUGGUGGAGGUGCUGCAAAAAUCUGACAAUGGCUGGUGGCUCAUCAGAAAUAAGGGCAAAGCUGGCUAUGUGCCCUCCAUGUACCUGAAACCUUAUACCAACCCACUUGUCCAUGCCCAGAGGGAGAUGUGGAGUUCCACACUUAACAUGGCACAGCUGCAUAACUCAGACCGAUUCUCCCCCCUGCCAAAGGGAAGCCUCAGUGCUGUUAACAAGAAAAAAUCACACUCACUGGACAUUCUGUCAGAGCCACACCAGAGCCAUGUCCUCCCGCCUGUCCCAACAGAGAACGAGAGCCGCAAGGGCAGCAUGAGCGGGGUUAGUCUGGGGAGUGAGUCCAGCUUCAGUGAUGACUCCAGCUGGACAGGCAGCGACUCUCUCAGUUGCAGCCCCACGGGCAUAGUGGAGCUCCACAGCACUGAUAGUGGCCUCGCUGAGGAAAGGCUCAGCCCCAGCAGUCCUGACCUCAAUCCCCUGAAGGUCUCCUCCGCUCCCAAGGUUCCACCACGGCCCAGGGACCAGGAGAUCUUCACCCGCUGCACCACUUUCACACGCAAGGCUGCCCUGGCGUCCAAAGCCCGCCUACCUGAGCUGAAGCAAAUGCAGGGUCGUUAGGGUGGAUUAGGGGUGACUAAAGUUGCCAGUGAGGAUAAUUAAGACUGUAAAGAAAUAUAUUGCCUUGUUAUUGAUGUUUUUGUAUAGUUCUUUUAUAGUUACAAGAGUUUAACAUGUGAUACAGCAGUAUGACAUUAUGGUAAUCAGUAAUCUGCAUACAGAAAGAGAAAAGAGUACAGGUAGUAAUAGAAAUCACAAUGAAAACUACAAGAUAAAUGCACAUAAUACAGUUUAUCAGACACAAAUAAUCAUGGAAUAUCAACAUGUUUUUUGUUGGCUGGAGCUGAUUGGUUUGAUUUCUGUAAUAAUGGACUCUGAUCAUUGAUGCAUUUCUUUUAUGCACUUGUGUUCUGAGGUUUAAAUCUAUAUUUUCCAUAGUGGAAAACAUAAAUGUGUUUAUGUAUGUUAUUCUUCUGUUCUCAUGAAUUCACAUGUUUUUACAUUGUCCUUCGAACUGCAGAGAAUAGCCCUGCCCAUGCAGGUAUGUUGGCUGUGUGUGUUUGUGAAGAAUGUAAAGUAUCUGAUUAUGUUCAACCAUUCAUUUUAUUUGAAUAAAAACCCUUUAUCAUA
Messenger RNA from Anguilla rostrata (American eel), 2141 nucleotides. Its product is annotated as NADPH oxidase organizer 1-like. Gene Ontology annotation, biological process: superoxide anion generation. Gene Ontology annotation, cellular component: cytoplasm. The record is from RefSeq and is a predicted model, not a curated record. Bases 153 to 1571 code for a protein of 472 amino acids. Lineage: Eukaryota; Metazoa; Chordata; Actinopteri; Anguilliformes; Anguillidae. Gene Ontology annotation, molecular function: phosphatidylinositol binding; superoxide-generating NADPH oxidase activator activity; protein binding. The transcript is spliced from 8 exons.